Sardina pilchardus (European sardine) is the source of this 4450-nucleotide messenger RNA. RefSeq names its product adrenoceptor beta 2, surface b (gene adrb2b). Gene Ontology annotation, cellular component: plasma membrane. Lineage: Eukaryota; Metazoa; Chordata; Actinopteri; Clupeiformes; Clupeidae. The transcript has 2 exons. The record is from RefSeq and is a predicted model, not a curated record. Bases 1281 to 2531 code for a protein of 416 amino acids. Gene Ontology annotation, biological process: adenylate cyclase-activating adrenergic receptor signaling pathway; negative regulation of smooth muscle contraction; norepinephrine-epinephrine-mediated vasodilation involved in regulation of systemic arterial blood pressure. Gene Ontology annotation, molecular function: beta2-adrenergic receptor activity; norepinephrine binding.
CUACAUGAUGAAGAGUGUUUACAGGAGCAGAACGAGUCAGGAGACGGAUGGUUAUCUCCAGGCAUUCGUCUCUCUUUGAAGGGGAGGGGUGACAAAUUUCAUUACUGAUAGAAGUAUUGAUUUCAGCAGGCGAGGCAAGACACAACCGAAAAAAAAAAAAAAAAAAAACCUGGCGCAAAAAUGCCUUGGAUUCCUUCACAGAUUUUGUAGCCCGUACGUCCAUGUGAGUAAUUGUGACAUAGAGACUCAUGACUGCUAAGAAUACUGGAUCGGUUUUCCCCGGAGGGCACUCAAUGGCUUCCUCCCCACGCUUCACAACUGCUAAACCACUCAGUCACUGAGAAGAGGAGCGAAAGUUCUGAAUGUUCAGAUCUGUAGCAUUUUACAUUUCCUUUACAAUUCCUUUUCACAUACAGUAUACUCUAUGUGUAAGUGGAUAUACAUAGAUAUACUCUAUGUGUAAGUGGAUGUUUUUUUAUAGACACAUACUGUACAGUAUGAAGCAAUUGAUUCAAUUCUAAUAAGAACUGGGAAAAUCAACUACAUGACAUGAUAGUUUCAUUAUUCAUACUGCUCAGAGUGAUUUCUGGACUGCCAUUAUAUCUAAGAGAUACUUUUCAAAAUCGAAUCAAAAUAUAUAUCAAAUGCAGUGGAACUACAAUGCAUUAAAUUCAUGAAAUAUGUAUGAUCAUCACUGUUUUAAUGUUUUUAAACCUUUAUAGAUGCUGACAGAUAUCAGAGCAGAAAUCUGGACUAUUGUCCGAAUGUUUCCAUUUCUUCAACUAUCUUAAAACUUUUACUCAUAAAUGUUUAAUGAUACUGCUAAAAGCAAUCUCCUUUAUAACUUUCCGUCUGUGAGAGAUGAAAAGCAUAGCUUACACGUCCAGCUAUCUAGUCCUGGCGUCUGUGUGACAGCUGAUUGGCUCUCAGCGGGUGUGAUGUCACCGCUGGCUGCUAUAAGGGUUCUGAGAAAUAGCCUGAGAGGCACAUUGAAUCCAAGAGACCUCAUGUGCUCAAGCGGCAGGACUCCUGUGUGUCUGUGACCAGCGUGAGGACAGCGCAAGCAGAGACAGAAAGAGGAAUAGAGAGAGAGAGAGAGAGAGAGAGAGAGAGAGGGGGAGAAAGGGAGAGGGAGAGGAAGCAACAGUCUCUCCGAUAUGAAUACCACAUGAGGGCAAAGCACUUAUGCAAGCUUCAAAACAUAUCUUUGGACUUCUUUUGGGAAACAAAACAGCAUUUCAUUCAAAGGAUUGUGAGGCUCUCACCCUUUUCAAGAGGCCAUGGGGAGCGUGAGCCCGUCAGCGCUGCUGAAUGUGUCGGCGGUGGCGGGGGGCAACUUUUCGGGCAACUUUACGUCGUCGGAGGAGGAGGUGGUGGAGAGCGGCGAUGCGGUGGAGACGGUGCUGCUGGGCAUCCUGAUGGGCCUGCUGGUGCUGGGCAUCGUCUUCGGCAACGUGCUGGUCAUCACGGCCAUCAUCCGCUUCCAGCGGCUCCAGACGGUCACCAACUACUUCAUCACGUCGCUGGCGUGCGCCGACCUGGUCAUGGGCGUGCUGGUGGUGCCGUUCGGCGCCUGCUACAUCCUGCUCAACACCUGGCUCUUCGGCAACUUCCUGUGCCUGUUCUGGACGGCGGCCGACGUGCUCUCGGUGACGGCGAGCAUCGAGACGCUCUGCGUGAUCGCCCUGGACCGCUACCUGGCCAUCACCUCGCCGCUGCGCUACCAGUCGUUGCUGACCAAGCGCAAGGCCGGCGUGGUGCUGCUGACCGUGUGGGCGGUGGCGGCGCUCAUCUCCUUCCUGCCCAUCCACAUGGAGUGGUGGGUGUCGGACGAGGCGGAGGCGCAGACCUGCCUGGAGGACGCCCACUGCUGCGACUUCAACACCAACACCGCCUACGCCGUGGCCUCCUCCAUCGUCUCCUUCUACAUCCCGCUGGCCGUCAUGGCCUUCGUCUACGCGCGCGUCUUCCAGGAGGCGCGCAAGCAGCUGAAGAAGAUCGACCGCAGCGAGGGACGCUUCCACCAGCAGAGCGGCCGCUCCCAGGGCCAGGCGUCCGCCUCCGGCGGAGGUGGCGGCGGGACCAUCAGGAGCACCAAGCGGAAGUUCUGCCUGAAGGACCACAAGGCGGUCAAGACCCUGGGCAUCAUCAUGGGCACGUUCACGCUCUGCUGGCUGCCCUUCUUUGUGCUCAACGUGGUGGGGGCGAUCUGGAAGGUGAACAACAUCGCGCUGACGUAUCGGAUACUUAACUGGAUAGGCUACGCCAACUCGGCAUUCAAUCCGCUUAUUUAUUGUCGGAGCCCGGAGUUUCGGAGCGCUUUCAAGGAGAUCCUAUGCUGGGGAAGCUCGUCGCAUAAAAGGCACCGGAAAGCUAAUGGAUUAAUGUACGGUGGACACAGCUGGCAGGCUGACCGGAGGACUAGCAGCCAAAGCAGGGCUUCUCCAGAUGAUUUUGGGGCUAUGGAGCUGGGCCCUGAGACUCUUACCACAACAUAUGAGACACAGAUGGAAACUGCACUAAAGACAUAGCAUCUGUUAUCUAAGCUCAUCUCAAGGAUUUGUUUUUUGGUCUUUGAAUGUCUUGGGGGAAAAAAGACAAUCAGUGGCAAAACUGGUAAGUUCAAAAUGGGAUGGUAUGUUAUAUGCCGGAUGUAUUCCUGGAUGGAUACUACACUGCUGAAUUCAGCCUGUAUUAAUGGCUGGGAGAAUUACUCAUGCUUCUCUUUGGCUCUGUUCAGCAAUGAGGGUACUUAUUUUACACAUAGGAACACUAAUAUGAAAUGUGCAUUGAACUGGAGAGAGUAAUCUUCAUGACUAUUUUACCUACCUCAUAAAAUGUGUUUUUCUGUUUUCACGUGUUCAUGUUAUUACUUUCAAUUUACACUGAAUUUACACGUAUGCAUCCAGCAUGGACCUGAAAUGCAUAAACAAAGAUGAAAGGAACAUGACAUGAAAGAUACCCAUAGCAUGAUAGAGGACGCAUAUCAUGACAAGGGAGGUGCUGUUAUGACCACCUUUGUAUUAUGAACACUCUAAACACAUUCCAGAGGGAUGUAGUGUGUGUGUGUGUGUGUGUUUUUUUUUCUUUAAGCCAAGGGCCCCUCUGUAUACUACAGAUCCCUUGUGUAGAGAGGAGAAAUCUAACACUGACAAGAGUCAACAGGUGCAAUUAGUCGCCUGACUGAGCUAUAUCCAGCUGCACUUUUCUGCAAAAGAGAAAAGAGAAGCCCCAGGGCUCCUUACUUCCUGCGAAAGCCCGCUCUUUACCCUGCUCACUCUUAACAUUUCCUGUUAGUCCUGCGAGGUUACUUGGUUACUUGGUUGGGUGCAUCAUGUGAGCCUGCACAUAAACUAAAGAUAGUAGCAUUACACAGAUAGCAAUGUCUGUCGGAGGGAAUGGCUGUUAUUGAGAUGUUGGGAGAGGGCAGUGAGGUACUGAAAAAGUACAUCGACAAGUUGAGCUUUUUCAGCAGAUUGUUAUCGCAGUCAAGUUCGAUAUAACACCAUAAAACAAGGCUCAAAUCUUAACACUUUACUGUUUUCAAUAACAUUGUCUUUGUGAGAUACAGAUAGAUUGCCAGGUCAAGAGAUAUUACAUGAGGGUUGUAAGGUUGUAGAUUUGCACUUUGGUAAACAGAACAGAGUGUUAUCGUGAGGGCUAUUUGUAUAUGUAUGACUAAUAAAAAUACGGGUGUGAGCACAGAAACAGUCCCGAGUCCAACGGAAACCCUCUCACUUAUAGACACUUUCAGUGAAAGAGAGAAGAGGUGAACUAUAAUUUAAAGUGUUGUAGGGUUUUGUUAAGUUACAUGUACAGAAUUAAAUAGUCUGCACACAUGUGUUGUUGUUGUUGUUGUUAUUAUUGUUGGUGGUGUUGGUGUUGUUGUUGUAGCUGUUGUUGUGGAUAUGAGUGAGAUGAAUGAGUUUGAGAGUGAUAGGAAUGUUUUUACUGUUUUGCAUAAGUGUGCACAGUCUCCUUGACACAGUGGCAUUUGUUUGUAUGUGUUCUUACUGAUAUGACUGCUUUCAGGUAAAACUGUGACGUAUUUUGAACUUGUCCUGAGAUGUUUUGUUUUAAAAAAAAAAACAUGUGAAGUGUUCAGUAAAAUUGCUGAACUUUGCUGUGUUUGUGAAACACUGUUGAUGUUCAAAUAUGUAAACAUACAUAGCAUGCCUUUAUGUCAAAGUAGAACUGACAUUUUAAAUAAUGUUUUAAUGUUUUUCCCAGAAGACCACUGAUGUUUAGUGUUGAUACCAGAGAUAGUACUGUACAAGUCCAUUGUUUAUUGUUUUAAUUCAUUCCAAAGAUAUUUUUUUUACAGUGACGUGAAAAACUAUGGAUGUAAAAGAGGACUGCUUGGGUUGUCCCGAAAAACAUCAUCCACUUGCUUGAUAUUGCUUAACGAGUCACUUUAAAAGCAGAAAAAGAUUAAAUAUGAAUCUGUUCA